Nymphalis io (European peacock) is the source of this 945-nucleotide messenger RNA. RefSeq names its product trypsin CFT-1-like. The transcript is spliced from 4 exons. The coding region runs from base 94 to 864 and encodes 256 amino acids. Lineage: Eukaryota; Metazoa; Arthropoda; Insecta; Lepidoptera; Nymphalidae. Gene Ontology annotation, molecular function: serine-type endopeptidase activity. The record is from RefSeq and is a predicted model, not a curated record. Gene Ontology annotation, biological process: proteolysis.
CGCUUAUCUAUUUGUUAGGUUUUAAUCAAUUAACCUCUCUAUAUAAAUUGUGAAUCACAUGUAAGAAAGACGCAGUUGGCUUGAAUAGUGAAAAUGCGAGGUGUUUUCGUGUUUACGUUUCUGGCCGUGGGGCUGGCCACAGUCAGCUCUCAGCCUUCAAUGAGGAUAAUGGGUGGUACACUCACAACCAUCGAGUCGUAUCCUUACAUCACUUCACUCCUUCGGUCGCAGAAUAUGGUAUCUUAUUCGCAAACCUGUGCCGGUAGUAUUCUGACAAACCGAGCCAUCUUGUCUGCCGCACAGUGUUUUGUCGGUGAUACAACAAUUCAUUGGCGGAUCCAGGCUGGGUCCACGUGGGCCAACAGCGGCGGCACCGUAUACAACAUUGAACGGAUAAUCAGCCAUCCAAAUUUCAAUGCGCGCACGUUCGAUAGUAAUAUCGCUAUACUUCGAACUGCUACACCUCUUAUGUUUUCCAACACCGUAAGCAAUGGCCACAUCGCUGGCACUACCUACCAGUUACUCGAUAAUCAAGCUGUAUGGGCUCUAGGAUGGGGAGCAACUUCGUUUGGAGGUGCCAAGUCUGAGCAGUUACGUCACGUGCAGAUCUGGACCGUAAACCAACAGCAAUGUAUUAAUCGCUACGCUGCUCUCGGAUAUACUAUCACAGAUAAUAUGCUUUGCUCUGGUUGGCUGGAUGUUGGCGGCCGUGACCAAUGCCAGGACGACGCUGGCGGCCCCCUAAUCCACAACUCCAUAAUUGUUGGGGUUUGCUCCUGGGGUCACCAGUGUGGGCUCGCACGUUACCCCGGUGUAAACACACGCGUUAGUCGAUUCACUCCAUGGAUUCAGGCAAAUGCAUAAAAUUGCUAAAUCAUAUAUAUUAAAAAGGAAAAGUUAUUAAUUUAAAUAAACCUUAUAAAUAAUAAGUACAAAUAAUAUUUG